Lolium rigidum is the source of this 1110-nucleotide messenger RNA. RefSeq names its product GDSL esterase/lipase At1g06990-like. The transcript has 3 exons. Gene Ontology annotation, molecular function: hydrolase activity, acting on ester bonds. The coding region runs from base 1 to 1098 and encodes 365 amino acids. The record is from RefSeq and is a predicted model, not a curated record. Lineage: Eukaryota; Viridiplantae; Streptophyta; Magnoliopsida; Poales; Poaceae.
AUGGCGCACACGACAACGCUCACCGCGUCCAUUCUCGCCGUCCUGGCCGCCGUCGUCCUCCUCAGCGCCACGGCGACCGCCGACGACGCCCCGCUGCCUCGCGUCAAGCAGAGCGACAUCCCGGCCGUGUUCGCGUUCGGGGACUCCACGCUCGACACGGGCAACAACAAUGUCCUCAGCACGGCGGUGCGCGCCGACCACGCGCCCUACGGCCGCGAGUUUCCCGGCGGCGCGCCCACGGGCCGCUUCUCCGACGGGAAGCUCCUCGGCGACUACCUCGUGGAGGUGCUCGGCAUCAAGGACCUCCUCCCGCCGUACCGCUCCGGCCAGCUGACGGACGCCGCCGAGGCCGCCACGGGCGUCUGCUUCGCGUCCGCCGGCUCCGGCCUCGACGACGCCACGGCCACCAACGCCCGCGUGGCCACCUUCGCGUCCCAGAUCGACGACUUCCGGGAGCUCCUCGGGAGGAUUGGCGCCCAGAAGGCCGGCAAGGUGGUGGGGAAGUCGGUGUUCCUCGUGUCCGUCGGGACCAACGACAUGAUGAUGAACUACUACAUGCUGCCGUCCGGGAGGAGCAGGUACACCAUCGACCAGUACCAUGACCUCCUCAUCGGCAAGCUUCGCUCUUACAUUCAGAGUCUGUACGGUCUGGGCGCCCGGAGGAUGCUGGUGGCAGGCCUGCCGCCGGUGGGGUGCCUCCCGCUGCAGCUGACGAUGGCGGAGCUGCGGCAGCCGCCGAGGCCCCAGGGCUGCAUCGCGGACCAGAACACGGCGGCGGAGAGCUACAAUGCCAAGCUCCGGCGGAUGCUCGCCGAGUUCCAGUCGGCUUCGCCCGGCGCUAGAGCCGUGUACGCGGACAUCUACACCCCUCUCCUAGACAUGGUCGAUCAUCCCGACAAGUACGGAUUCGUGGAGGCGAGCAGGGGCUGCUGUGGCACUGGGCUGCUGGAGAUGGGGCCCCUGUGCACCGAUCUGGUGCCGACCUGCGCGACGCCGUCCCAGUUCAUGUUCUGGGACUCUGUUCAUCCCACGCAGGCCACCUACAGAGCUGUCGCCGAGUACUUCAUGCACGCCAACAUCCUCCGGUUCGACAAUUAAGCGCGGCUCGCU